GUCUUCCACGUCGGGGUCGAGGUCCUCGGGGUGGAGUUCUGUUUCCAGGCGAUGGAGGGCUCGAGGAUUCCGUUCCGGACCUUCCGAGGCGAAGGUCGUGCGGAGGCUGCUGGGCCAGCAGCACAGACGUGGAGGACGACAAGACGGGGCUGACCUGGCACUACCCGAGGUCGCACCCGCGGCACGUCUUCCGGGAGUCG
Molecule: messenger RNA, 200 nt
Organism: Prorocentrum cordatum
Lineage: Eukaryota; Dinophyceae; Prorocentrales; Prorocentraceae
Source: the annotation of a GenBank genome assembly